AUGUGCUUUGAUUUUAUAUUAAGAACAAAAAAAAACGAGAUGGCCAAUUCAUCAUCGGCUGAUGAAUCGGAUGAUCAACAUGAACAACAACAACAACAAAGUGAUGAUGAUGAUGAUUCACAACAAUAUCAUUCACGUAAUGGUAAUGGAACAAAAUCAGAAAAAGAUUCAAAAUCAUCAAAAGAUAAUAAUAAAAAAUCUAAAAUUAAAAAAGAAUCAUCAUCGUCAGAUGGUAAAGUUGAAAAGAAACGAAAAAAGAAACAAGAAGAAGAAGAUGAACAUAUUUGGAAAUGGUGGGAAGAAGAAAGUCCUGGUGAAGGUAUCAAAUGGAAAACAUUGGAACAUAAUGGUCCAGUAUUUCCACCGGAUUAUGAACCAUUACCAAAGAAGGUACGAUUCUAUUAUGAUGGAAAACAUUUCGAACUAUCAUCAGAAGCCGAAGAAGUGGCCGGAUUUUAUGCACGAAUGUUGGAACAUGAAUAUACAUCGAAAGAUGUUUUCAAUAAAAAUUUCUUCAAAGAUUGGCGUAAAACAAUGAAUGAAAAAGAACGUGAAUUGAUUACUGAUUUGAAAAAAUGUAAUUUUCAUGAAUUGAAUGAAUAUUUUAAACAACAAUCCGAAUUACGUAAACAGAUGACAAAAGAAGAAAAACAACAAAUUAAAUUGAAAAAUGAAGAAAUUGUCAAUAAAUAUGGUUACUGUAUUGUUGAUGGCCAUAAACAAAAAAUUGGCAAUUUUCGUAUCGAACCACCUGGAUUGUUUCGUGGCCGUGGUGAACAUCCUAAAAUGGGUAAACUGAAAAAACGUGUACAACCAGAAGAUAUAAUUAUUAAUAUUGGUGAAAAAGUUAAAAUACCGACACCACCGGCUGGUCAUAAAUGGAAAGAAGUACGUCAUGAUAAUACUGUUACAUGGUUAGCAUCGUGGACGGAAAACAUUAUGGGCAAUGUUAAAUAUAUAAUGUUGAAUCCAUCAUCAAAAUUGAAAAGUAUAAAAGAUUGGCAAAAAUAUGAAAAAGCACGUGAAUUGAAAAAAUAUGUGAAUAAAAUCCGUUCCGAUUAUAGGGCUGAUUUUAAAUCCCGUGAAAUGAUGAAACGACAACGUGCUGUUGCAUUAUAUUUUAUUGAUAAAUUAGCAUUGAGAGCCGGCAAUGAAAAAGAAGAAGGUGAAACCGCUGACACUGUUGGUUGUUGUUCAUUACGUGUUGAACAUAUUACAUUACAUUCAGAAAAAGAUGGCAAACAAUAUGUUGUUGAUUUUGAUUUUUUGGGUAAAGAUUCCAUACGUUAUGUGAAUUCAGUAUCGGUGGAGAAACGUGUGUUUAAAAAUCUAAAACAUUUUAUCGUCGAUAAAAGUCCAGGUGAUGAUCUUUUUGAUCGUCUGAAUACAUCAAGUUUGAAUAAGUAUUUAAAUUCUUUGAUGGAUGGCUUGACGGCCAAAGUAUUUCGUACAUAUAAUGCAUCCAAUACUCUACAACAACAGCUAAAUGAAUUAACAAAACUUGAUAUGACAAUGCCGGAAAAGAUACUUGCCUAUAAUCGUGCAAAUCGUGCCGUUGCAUUGUUGUGUAAUCAUCAAAAAUCUGUUUCCAAAACACAUGAUAAACAAAUGGAAAAUCUUAAUGGUAAAAUUAAGGAUAAAAAAACACAGAUUAAAGAAUUGAAAAAACAAUAUAAAGAAACAAAAAAUGAUGCUGGCGCUAAAGAAAAAUAUAAAAAGAAAUUGAAAACAUUGGAAGAACAAUUGAAAAAAUUGGAAGUGGCCAAAGUUGAUAAAGAAGAAAAUAAACAAAUUGCAUUGGGCACUUCGAAGCUAAAUUAUUUGGAUCCACGUAUCAGUGUUGCAUGGUGCAAAAAAUGGGAAGUUCCAAUUGAAAAGAUUUACAAUAAAACACAGCGUGAUAAAUUUCGUUGGGCCAUUGAAAUGGUUGGUCCUGAUUAUCAAUUUUGAAGAAUUUCGUAUCAAAAAAAAAAAAAAAAAAUCGAACGAAUCCAUUGAUCAUCAUUGCAUUUGUGAAUGGCAUUGCAUAUCCUUUAUGGAAUCAACCAAUUCAAGCAUCCAAUCGAUAAUAAUAAGGCCAUCACAUUAUCAUUUUUUUUAUAUAAAUAUCAAAUCAAACCAGAGAAAACGCAACCAA
Molecule: messenger RNA, 2137 nt
Organism: Dermatophagoides farinae (American house dust mite)
Lineage: Eukaryota; Metazoa; Arthropoda; Arachnida; Sarcoptiformes; Pyroglyphidae
Source: RefSeq, a predicted model, not a curated record